UGUUUUGUAACAGACAGAGAAAGUGAGGAUGCUGGUAUCUUCUUAUGCAUGUAAUGUUCGUAUGGAUGGAGGAAGUGAGUGAAAUAUUUGCCUGGAUUGUUCAAACUUCGAGAUGGUUGAAGAGAAAAUGGGUGGAUGCUGGAGUCAAACAAAGGAUCAGUUUGAUAACUUGGAAAAGCACACACAGUGGGGAAUCGACUUUGUAGAAAAAUACACCAAAUUUGUAAAGGAGAGAUCAGAGAUCGAGCUUAACUAUGCAAGACAGAUCAGGAAUCUGUCGAAGAAAUACCAGCCUAAGAAAAAAGAGGAGGACGAGAAUAAGUACACAUGGUGUCGUGCAUUUCAUUCUACGCUAAACGAGCUAAACGAUUACGCCGGCCAGCAUGAAGUCAUUGCAGAGAACAUGACAUCACAGAUUAUUGCUGAACUCUCGCGAUACACACAGGAACUCAAAACAGAGAGGAAAACGCAUUUCCAUGAUGGACGAAAGGCACAGCAACAAGUCGAAGCUAGUUGGAAACAGCUGGAAGCGUGUAAGAGGAAGUUUGAGCGGGAUUGUAAGGAGGCAGACAGAGCACAGCAGUAUUUUGAAAAGUUGGACGCAGACAUCAACGUGACAAAAGCAGACGUGGAGAAGGCGCGACAGCAGGCUCAGAUGAGACACCAAAUGGCUUCUGACAGCAAGAGUGAAUAUUCUUCAUACCUGCAGAAAUUCAACCAAGAACAGAAUGAACAUUAUUACACCAUCAUCCCCAGUAUUUUCCAGAAGAUCCAGGUGAUGGAGGAGAAGAGGAUAGAUCGAGUGGGUGAUUCACUGAAAACGUUUGCCGAAGUUGACCGACAGAUUCUGCCCAUCAUCGGGAAAUGCCUGGAUGGAAUCACACAGGCAGCGGAGUCCAUCGAAUCCAAGACCGACUCGUCUCAGGUGAUAGAGUCGUAUAAGUCUGGCUUCGAGCCUCCAGGCGAUGUGGAGUUUGAAGACUACGGUCAGGCGAUGAAGAGGACGGUGUCUGAGACCAGCCUUACUAACUCACGCUCGGACAUCAAGAGCGAACGAUCGAGCAAGAGCAAGAGCAAAACACUCUGGCCUUUCAUUAAGAAAAACAAGCUUAUGUCCCUGUUAACAUCCCCCUUACCAUGCCAGCCCCCUCCUGACCCCCCCUCACCUUCUGCUGUGACCCCUGACCCCUGCCCCACUCCUCAGACCCCCAAACAGUCAAAGGAGCCCCUGUCCCACCGAUUCAACGACCUCAUGACCUCCAAGCCCAAAAUGCACUGCCUCAGGAGCCUCCGGCGCGGGCUCUCUCUCAAGCUGCUCUCACUCAAUGCCCACGUGCGGAACCUUAUCGAGGGUUCGAAUCCUGAAGACUUCAGUAAUCUUCCUCCAGAACAGAGACGGAAGAAGCUUCAGGCGAAGAUAGACGACAUCAAUAAAGACAUACAGAAAGAGAUGGACCAGAGAGACGCUUUGACUAAAAUGAAGGAGGUGUACGUGAAGAACCCACAGAUGGGGGAUCCCACCAGCGUGGACCCUCGGUUAGCAGAGAUCGCCCAAAACAUAGAGAAACUGCAGGCAGAGGCACAGAAAUUUGAGGGCUGGUUAGCGGAGGUGGAAGGAAGGAUGCCAGUAAAAAGUGACCUGCAGCGGAGGACGAGCGCCUUAUACGAGACUCAAAACAGCACGCCACCCACUAACAACAACUGCGCACAGGAUAGAGAGAGCAGUCCGGAUGGCAGUUACACAGAUGAGCAGAGUUCUGAGGUCCAGACUAAAGCCCAACCGGAACCGCCGGAGUUUGAUGAAUUUGACGAUGCAGAUGAAGAAAUUCUAUCCACCAUCGGCACCUGCAAAGCCCUCUACCCAUUUGAAGGUCAUAAUGAAGGCACUAUCUCAGUGACGGAGGGUGAGCUCUUGUAUGUUAUAGAGGAAGACAAAGGUGAUGGCUGGACGCGUGUUCGGAGAAAUGAGGAAGAGGAGGGUUACGUCCCCACAUCCUACGUCGAAGUUUUUCUAGACUCAAACGCCAAAGAGCUGUUUUCCUGGAGAAGGGUUUAUCUUUCUGAAGAUUCGUAAGGUAUGGAAGGAGGACUCAAUGAUGCAGGGCAAACAGCAGCCACAUGUGGGAAAAACUACCGCCUCCACUCCAUGACCCGCCCUAGAGUGAGACAGAUGAGAGACAGACAUAUAAAGAGAGCAAACUAAAGACAGGAACAGUGAAAGAAGAGAGAGAGAAAGAGGUUAUAUGGACCUCUUUGCCUUUAUAAUUCUCCUGCUGUAGAGAGGAACAGCAAAAAUCAGAGAAAUUAAAAAUAUUAUGACAUUAGAUUUGUUACAUGUCUGUUAUUUUAUAAUGAGGUGAAUAUGAUCUGCAUAUAUCAUUUUUUUUUUUUUUUUUUUUUUUUUUUUUUUUGCUUUGAGGCUCUCAAUGGCUGCUGAGCUUGCAGAGUUUACAGCAAUAUCUUUUUUUUUUAGGUCUGUUUGAAUGAGUGUAUGUGUGUGUUUGUGUCUUUAGCUGCUUGUACCAGUCUUGUUUCCUAUUCCCUACCCUAUCCCAAACAAAAAUACCCUUAAAAUCCAAGGGAUGUGGUCUGUAAAAGGGAGUUUACGGAUACUAGGAAAUUUCAUACGCAGAAGAUCAUCUCAGAUCUCAUGUACGCUUAUGCUGCAUUCCAUCCAAAGUCAGAUGUGGAAUAUUCCGACUUGAUAUCCCAACUUCCAAUCAUAAGCGUUUUGUUGGCUGAUGCUUGGAAGAUAACUUACAAAUAAAUACAAAAAAUGGCAAUGUUAGCAUUGUUUCACAGGUGUACGAUCAUCAGCAGAGAGGAUCAUUUAUUGUCUUUUACACAACUGUUUCUACAAACAUUUGCAAAGUGUUUGUAUAUCAUGUAACUUAGAAACUUUGUUUCAUUGGUGCAUUUAAUUUGUUUAAAAGUGAUCGUUUUAAUCGUUAACUCGUUAAACAUUAACUGUUUAACUCGCUUUGCGUGCUGGCAUGUAUGAAUUAUGAGUUGGAAAUGUUUUCCAAGUUAGAAGUCCAGAGUUUCCGAGUUAGAUGUUGGACCUCAAGUGCCAUUCUAUUGCAUGUUUCAAAGUAGCAGUUUGGAAAUUCCAAUGCAAGUGAAUUUGGUCCAGAACUUUGAAGCUCCAAAAAGCAUAAAAAGGCAGCAUAAAAGUAAUCCAUAAAUCUCCAGUGGUUUAAUCCAGGUCUUCUGAAGCGACCUAAUCUGUUUUGGGUGUGAACAGACCAAAAUGUAACUCCUAUUUCACUGUACACCUUGCCAUUGCAGCCUCUAGGCACGGUCUUGAUUUCAAGCUUGAUUGGCGCUAGGAAGUGUCACUGAACUUGAAAUCAUGAUCGUCAAGGAGACUGCAAAAGUCAAAUUAUUGAUAUUUUGGUCUGUUCUCACCCAAAACAGAUUAGGUCGCUUUAGAAGACAUGGAUUUGACCACUGGAGUCUUAUAACUUGCUUUUAUGCUGCCUUUAUGUGCUUUUUAGAGCUUCAAAGUUUUGGUCAUUAUUCACUUACAUUGUAUGGACAUAAAAGACUGAGAUACUCUUUUAAAAAUCUUAGGUUGUUUUCAGCAGAAGAAAGAAAGUCAUACUCAUCUAGCAUGUGUAUGAGGGUGAGUAAAUGAUGAGAGAAUUGACAUUUUUGGGUGACCUUUUUCUUUAAGUCACAGUCACGCUAGGCUUUGAGUGUGCAAAAUUAUUUCAGAAACUGAAAUGAACAGAAUAUGAUAUAAUGCUCCAUGGCGUCUGGUUUUAAUAAACAUUAAACCACAAAUAGCAUAUAAUGUUAUAUUCGUAAUGUCAAAAUAAAAACAUGCAGCUUUGAAAUGUGUAUUCUUUGCAUUGAAUUAAGAAGCCAAUCUUUGGCCUCUCCAUCAUCUAUUGGUCACAUGUCUUCUCGUCAUCUGAAUUCGUAGGUGAGAGUUCACCAAGCUUGAACGUUUGAAUGGAGCGCAGAGUGUAGUGUGAUGGCCGCUUUAGCGAGUUGGAACGCUUUAAAAUGUUUUGGAAUUCCGUACAAAUGGCUCCUCUAUCAGGCCACACCCCUUUAGACCCUUUGACUCCACCUUCCGAAGAUAAUACCUGCGAGCCAAUGGUUGCACAUAUGGCUGUGUCACCAAUCAGGGGUGGGGCUUAACAUGGCUAAUAGCAUGUCUGCUUGCCCUGACACCUCAUCUGCCUCCGCCCUUCCAGUGCAAUUACUAAAAGCUUCGUCUGUUAACUGUCUGUUUGUUUGCCAUCUUUUCGAACUAAUUUUUUUCCAUACACGUCCUUUUUGGUGCCCUUUUGUCCCCUCAUAUGAUUUACAUUUUCGUUCAUCCAAACACUUCCUGCUUUUCCUUAACCGUCCAAUAGUUGCUCAACACAUUCAAGCAAGCGCUGUUUAUUUUUUGUUGUGUGGGGUACGGGCUAUUUCUGCGAACACAUGAUAUAUACAUACAUGAAUAUAAUAAUGUCCUGUUAAUAUGAGUAUGUAUUUAUUGUGACAGUUGUUUUGUUAAUGUUUCUAUGGUUUUACCCUGUGGAGUUCCCAGAUGAGAAUCCUGCAAUCUUAUUGGUUUAGCCGGUUUCAGUAACCUUGAGAACAAGGGUCCAUAUGAAGUGUUGGGGUUACAUGUUAUGGUUUCAAUGUACUCUGAGCCAAAUGUACAGGUUAAAUAGACAUUUAACAUGCAUCAUGUUAACUUGAACUAGACUCCAUGCUUUAGGCUUUUGAUUAAUCUGAUAAUUUUUUUUCCCGUCUUAUUUUAAUUACUGUGGUUUGCUGGAGAGAAGCCUGUUUUUAUUUGAUCUUCUUCUGUAAUGUCUGUCGUGAAGAGAUUAUUUUUUUAAUUUCAUCAUCUUCCACGACUACUCGCCACUCCUUAAGGCACAUAAAUAAUUGUAACUUUUCUUUUUAGAUUUUUCAAUUCUCUCACACAGUCAUUUUGGGUCCAGGAGAGGUUUUGGAUAUUUUAUUUUAUUUUAACUGAAUCUAGGUAGGUUUGAAGCCCAGAGCAUUCUCAUAAAUCUCAGUAAGCUUCAUCAAUAUAAAAAUGUAUUUUCUUUCACAUCACAAAACUGCUAUUUGAUGCUGAAAGCUUUUAUUACAGUAUGUUUUACGAAGCGCUUAUUGAUGAGUUAUAAUAUUUUAGGUUGAAUGAAUUGAGCAGCCUAAUAACUGACUAGUUGUUGAUGAAUCUGUAAAUAUAAAAAUGUGAAAUAAAUCAGAGGAUGUUUUGAAAAGCAGAGAACAUCUCACCAUCUUCAAGGGGAAAACAUCAUUAUGUCUGUCUUCCAUCCUUCUGUGUGAACACACAAGUGCUAUGUCUCUAUUUGAGAACAAAACGAUUGCAAAACAUUUAUAACAUUUCAGCAUUUUGAGCUUUGUUAUACACUGCCGCUAUCACCUUAUGGCAUUCACAUACACACACAGCUGUCUCUGUAACAUAAGAGAGCUGAUAUGUUGCCUAUGAGUGACAAGAAUCAAUUGUCCUCGGCCCCUAUACCUGCUCUUUUGGGCUACAAAACACCAUUCCCAAUUCAGAAAACUAUAAAUAUAAUUCUAUACAUGUAUAUCUAUACGUACAAGUCUAUAAAUAAGAGUGAACUACCAAAACAUUGUUAGAGUCUAUUUUUAAAUUAGAUUAAUAAAAAUGACCUGGUUUCUUUUCUCUGCUUUGCUUAAUGAAUUUUAAAAAAUUGUCUCGUUUGGUGGGUCUGCCAAAUGUUUGUUUUGCACUUUUUUGUUUGUGUUCUGUUUGUUACGCUUGUGUUUUUGAGCACUGAAUACUUUGUAUGUGUUAACUGUGCCAAUUAAAAAUAGAGGGGAAAAAGUAAAUAA
Molecule: messenger RNA, 5835 nt
Organism: Myxocyprinus asiaticus (Chinese sucker)
Lineage: Eukaryota; Metazoa; Chordata; Actinopteri; Cypriniformes; Catostomidae
Product: formin-binding protein 1-like
Exons: 19
Coding region: 113-2074 (653 amino acids)
Biological process (GO): signal transduction
Molecular function (GO): protein binding
Source: RefSeq, a predicted model, not a curated record